AUGUCUGGGAUGUUGGUGGACAGGACAAAAUCCGCCCUCUUUGGCGACAUUAUUUUUCUGGGUCUCAUUUUCGUUAUUGACUCGAACGAUCGCGCCCGCAUCGACGAAGCACGCCAAGAGCUCCAUCGGAUCAUCCUGGAUCGGGAGAUGAAGGAGGCUUUGCUGCUAGUUUUCGCAAAUAAGCAAGAUAUUCCCGGAGCUAUGACCCCCCAGGAAGUCACUGACAAGCUCCAAUUGACCCAACUCAAGGACAAAGUGUGGUUUGUUGUCCCGAGUUGUGCAACCACAGGCGAGGGAUUGUUUGAGGGCCUGGGCUGGCUCUCCAACAAUGUCAAGUCGCAACCGCAAAAGCAAAUCAAAUAA
Molecule: messenger RNA, 363 nt
Organism: Histoplasma mississippiense
Lineage: Eukaryota; Fungi; Ascomycota; Eurotiomycetes; Onygenales; Ajellomycetaceae
Product: ADP-ribosylation factor 6
Exons: 4
Coding region: 1-363 (120 amino acids)
Biological process (GO): vesicle-mediated transport; intracellular protein transport
Cellular component (GO): cytoplasm
Molecular function (GO): GTP binding; GTPase activity
Source: RefSeq, a predicted model, not a curated record